AUGACGCACAUCAUUGUUUUGCUUCUGGUAUUCUUUGUUUCGUGCUAUGGAUUUCCAGAUUUUCCCUUCUAUAAUGUGUCGUUAACAUGGGAAGAAAGAGUAGAUGAUUUAGUUAGUAGAUUAACCAUUCCCGAAAUGGUAGGUCAAAUGGCAAAAGGCACAGGUGGAACUGACGCAAUUCCUAGAUUAGAAAUCAAACCGUAUGAAUGGUGGACAGAAUGUCUCCGUGGUGAUGUACAACAAGGUGGAACUGGUUUUGCUGAAUCUAUAGGUCUUGCAGCAGCUUUCAGUACAGAUGUGAUUUACGAUGUAGCUAGAGCCACUGCUAUAGAAGUAAGAGCUAAAAAUACAGUUUUUAGUCAACAAGGGAAAUAUGGUCUUGGUACAGGACUCAGCUGUUUUUCACCAGUAAUAAACAUAAUGAGAGAUUCAAGAUGGGGUAGAAAUGAAGAGACCUAUGGUGAAGAUCCCUAUUUCAGUGGUCAAUAUGCAGCAGCUUUUGUUCAAGGUCUCCAGGGCGAUCAUCCACGAUACCUUUUAACAAGUGCUGGAUGUAAACAUUUUGAUGCUUAUGCUGGUCCUGAGAGUGAUCCCGUUUCCAGAUUUGGAUUUAACGCCGAAGUAUCAAUAAGAGACUGGAGAACUACCUUCCUUCCUGCCUUUAGAACUUGCGUUCAAGCUAGGUCCUAUAAUAUUAUGUGUAGUUACUAUAGAAUAAAUGGAAUACCAUCCUGUGCUAAUAAAGAACUAUUAACAGAUAUAUUAAGAAAUGAAUGGGGUUUUAGUGGCUAUGUUAUAAGUGAUGCUGGUGCUAUUGAGAACAUUAUAACAGAACAUCAUUAUCUAAAUAAUAGUGUAGAUACAGUCGCGGCUUGUAUAAAUGCUGGUUGCAAUAUUGAACUUGGACAUCAAAGGAAGGGUGAAAUUGUUUACGAAUCUAUGGGACAAGCUAUAUCAGAAGGUAAAAUAACAGAAACAAGAGUAAGAGAGUUAAUGAAACCAGCUUGGUAUACUAGAAUGAAGUUGGGAGAAUUUGAUCCACCAGAGAUGAAUCCAUAUAAACAGUUAAAUCUAUCAGUUGUACAAAGUCCAGAACACAGACAACUCGCCAUACAAACAGCUAUGAAAACCUUUGUUCUUCUUAAAAAUUUAAAUAAAUUUCUUCCAACAAAAAGUGGAAUCUUCAAUAACAUUGCUGUAGGUCCAUCUGUUUAUAAGAUUUAA
Molecule: messenger RNA, 1224 nt
Organism: Patella vulgata (common limpet)
Lineage: Eukaryota; Metazoa; Mollusca; Gastropoda; Patellidae
Exons: 6
Coding region: 1-1224 (407 amino acids)
Biological process (GO): arabinan catabolic process; xylan catabolic process
Cellular component (GO): plant-type cell wall
Molecular function (GO): alpha-L-arabinofuranosidase activity; xylan 1,4-beta-xylosidase activity
Source: RefSeq, a predicted model, not a curated record